This is a messenger RNA of Fomitopsis serialis, 2236 nucleotides long. Its product is annotated as heme peroxidase. Gene Ontology annotation, molecular function: peroxidase activity; heme binding. Gene Ontology annotation, biological process: response to oxidative stress. NCBI's taxonomy places the organism in Eukaryota, Fungi, Basidiomycota, Agaricomycetes, Polyporales, Fomitopsidaceae. The record is from RefSeq and is a predicted model, not a curated record. The transcript is spliced from 17 exons. The annotation marks the transcript as partial.
CGCUUUCCCGUCCGAGUACUCUCACUUAUACGGAGGCUGAUUCUACGCGGGCCGCAUUUCGUGAUCAACGACCUUCCCGCAUACCUCGACUUGAUCAACGGGCUCGAUGGCAUGCCUGGCCUCGAUGAUCGCAAGUUUCUCCUUGAGAAGGUCCUCACGUUCAUUUCCCGCGCGCCAGAGGACUCGGUUCUCGCUCGUCAGGCCGAAGGUCUCGCCAUACGGCUCUGUUGUAUCCCCAACGGAGCCGCAUCGCCUAUACCUGAAUCCACCCUCGAUAACCCUGUGGUGUACGCGUUCCGGAGUACGGACGGCUCAAACUACAACGUUCACAUGCCGACCAUGGGUAUGGCCGGUUGCCCUACGUCUCUUCCUUCAGCUGAACAAGUUUUUGACGAGCUAUUGAAGAGGGACGAGUUCACCGAACAUCCAGGCGGACUCUCGGGGCUAUUCUUCGCAUUCGCCAACCUCGUCGUCCAUACGGUCUUCGAUACAAACCACCAAAAUUGGAUGGUGAACGACGCCAGCAGUUAUUGCGAUCUCAGCCCGUUUGACAGCGUCAGGCGCAAGGACGGCACCGGUCGACUUUGGGAUGACGUGUUCGCCGACAAGCGGCUGUUGUUCAUGCCGCCAGCGACAUGCGCCCUGCUUGUCAUCUUCUGCCGCAAUCACAACUAUGUGGCCGGUCGCAUAUACAGCGAUAAUGAGUUCGGCACUUACAAGGAGCCCGUGAUGCUCGACGAGAAGGCGCGGGCGAUGCAGGACGACGAGCUGUUCCAUCGCGCGAGGCUCGUUAACAGUGCCUUCUUCGCGCAGGUCAUUCUAGGUGACUACGUCGGUGGCAUCCUUGGGCUUACGCGCGACGGGUACUCGUGGAGGCUCAACCCGCCUCAGGCCAUGCGCGAGAUUAGCCAUGCAUGGACUCCGCAGGGCGAGGGCAACGUCAUCUCUGUGGAGUUCAACCUCAUGUAUCGCUGGCACGCCACGAGUUCGAGAGAAGACACGAGCUGGAUGGAGAAUUUCUUCGACAAGAUUUACGAGGGGAAGCCAAACAAUGAGCGUACGAUAGAUGAUUUUAAGCGGGCUGCAAGAAACGUGAUGUCGAAGACGCCGAAGGACGUGAGGAAGAGGACGUUCAACGAGCUCGAACGUGGUCCUGAUGGCCGCUUCUCCGACAAGGACCUCGCGGAGCUCUUGUUCAGUGCGACAGAAGCACCCGCGGCAGCGUUCAAGGCGCGCGGUAUCCCGGACUCCCUGCGCAUCAUCGAGAUCAUGGGUAUCACGCAGGCAAGGAAGUGGGGGACGUGCUCACGGUACCUCGGGCUGCGGCCAUACAAGGACUUCGACGAAUGGAACCCGGAUCCGAAGAUCUAUGUGAGUGAUACCAUCUACAGAGGAUACUUGUCAUUGACAGGCGCCUACUCAGACGGCUGCGAAGAGGCUGUUGGUAUGCAAGCGGAGGAAGCCAAGGUUGCCAUGCCUGGUGCUGGUCUGUGCCCUGGCUUUACGAUCUCUCGAGCGAUCCUCGCAGAUGCCAUCGCGCUCACGCGCGGUGAUCGUUUCCUGACAAUCGAGUUCACGCCGUUCAACCUCACGUCCUGGGGAUUCAAGGACUGCAUGUACGACAAGACGGACGGGUCGAUGGGCGGGAUCAUCGGCAGGAUGCUCGCGCGGACGCUGCCUGGGUACUUCCCCGCCAAUUCGACGUACAGGCUGUUCCCGUUCAUCGUGCCGGAGACGAUGAAGGGGUACAUGCGCGCGCAGCCGGGUAAGAACGUCGAGGAUUACGAGUGGGAGAGGCCGAAGGGCCCUGUGUACAGCAAGAAGGCGGCCUUGAUGUUCGCGAAGACGAAGGCGAAGGCGAAUGGGGACGGGGCGGUGAAGACGCAGUGAAAUGUGGUAUGGAUGGGGCUUUCUGAAUCGAGACUCGAGGGGCUGGCGAGGAGGGACGGACGAUCGAGAAUUCCGUGUCUGUGCAAAGGGGAAAAGGGAUUAGAGGAGACUUGUAUUCAAGGUAUUUUUGGCUUGGUGUACCGCAGCCUCAGACUGGUGACUGGGACUGGUGACUGGAGCAUAGCUGAAGAAAAUCAUGCGUGGUUGAGGGAACCAUUUUGGGCGAUAUAUCGGCCUGAACGGGCGUAGUACCGGGACAGCUUGAGCAACGGAGAGCAGAGUAACGGUGUAGCUACUAGUAACCGAGGCGAACUUGGAUUCUACGUAAUACUACAUUAUUAGUACA